Messenger RNA from Stylophora pistillata, 792 nucleotides. RefSeq lists its product as uncharacterized. Lineage: Eukaryota; Metazoa; Cnidaria; Anthozoa; Scleractinia; Pocilloporidae. The record is from RefSeq and is a predicted model, not a curated record.
UUUAUUUAUGAAAACACCCUGAAAUCUUCUUUUAUUUUUUACAACAAACAUGGCGAGUAGAACGUCCUUUGUGAAAACAACCCUCAUUCUUUUUACCAAAGAUCAAGAAGAAAACGCUGAAAAGCUACGGACAGUUUUAGAAAGCGAGUGUAAUGGAGAAGUAUUCGUAGUGGAUCUUGUUGAUAUCUCUCUUUGUGGACUCUCGCUUGAAGACGAAAUGCGCCAACGUUGUGACUGCAUUGUUUUGAUUUGUUCUUCUAAAGCGACUCAGCUUAUCAAUGAAGAGAAAUCCUCUGUCUUUGUUACAAGAGGAGGACAAGAAGCAAAAUUCGAUGGGAAAGUUAUCAGCAAAGUUCUUAAGGACAACGAUGGAAAAUUACGUCGUAAAAUAAUUCCGGUAUCUUUUGUGGAGCUUCCAUCGGUUUUACACGGUACCAGACGCGAUGGUCGAAACAGUGUGAUUUCAUUUGAAAUCAAACAUGGAGAGGUCACAGAAGUGAUGUUGGAAGGUGAUAUCUUACAAUCAUUGAUUGACGCUAUUAAGAAGGUCAAGAAAUGACUCGAGGCGCGAGGAAAUAUUGAGAAAAUGUUUCUUUUUACAGUCCAGUUGAAUUGUUUACACAAAUCAGGAUUUCUUGAAAGGAUCGAAUCAAUCAGUUAUCACAUAUUUUUUAAAUUAUUGCUGAUGUUAGCACUACCUGUAAAUUCGAUAAUUGUGUGAAUAUAAAUAUCUGUAAAGUAGAAGUCAGAGAUCUUAACAUUCAAUGCAAUAAGAAAGAAGACUAAUUCUUA